Molecule: messenger RNA, 1784 nt
Organism: Drosophila hydei
Lineage: Eukaryota; Metazoa; Arthropoda; Insecta; Diptera; Drosophilidae
Product: corticotropin-releasing factor-binding protein
Exons: 7
Coding region: 526-1557 (343 amino acids)
Biological process (GO): negative regulation of corticotropin secretion; hormone-mediated signaling pathway; negative regulation of corticotropin-releasing hormone receptor activity
Molecular function (GO): corticotropin-releasing hormone binding
Source: RefSeq, a predicted model, not a curated record
UCCAAGCGAUGGCAAGCAGCAGGCCGUGGCGGCUGCGGCAGUGUGGGUGGUCGUGUGGUGGCAACACGAGGACUAUAAAAGGAAACGCGCCGCUGAUAAGGACCAACAUUCUGUCGUCGGUUGCGGCAGCUUUGACAUCUCGUGUCGCCUGCGAACGGAAGUCGCGCAUUGCAAUUCGCUGAACAGUUUAUAUCCUUUGUAUCCUGUCGAGGAGUUGUGUGUAACGGUUUCUGUGCCAUUCAAAACGCUUUUACUUUUAAUCUCGAUCCCAGUGCGAACUACGUGACUUCGUCUUGUCAAUUUCUCUCGCUCUAAUAAAAUUAUUGGUUGCGUGUUGCCGCUCGCUACAAAUCCUUUUAAUCAGCUUAGCCCGCUUCGCACGAGCUUAAUCUGAGAAGACCGCACUGGACAUAGCUACCUUUUUGGCCGUCGCUCAAUUGAAAGUCUGAACUAGGCCACGCUACAGCGGCAAUUGACAAUUUCACGGUCCGAUUUAGUGCAACGGAAGACGCAAACUCCGGCGGAAUGAAGCUCGUGGUUUAUUGCUAUUUAUCCAUGAUUGUGCUGGGCGUCCAGGCCUGGCCCACAGUGAAGCGCUCCUUUGAGCUAUACCCGGGUGCUGCAAUGCCCUACAACGUGCACCGAAUUGCAGACUGCAUGCAUGUGGCCUCUGAGCCAGGUGAUUACAUUUUCAAGAAGUCAGCUGCAUCGUCGCCGUCGGCUCCAUUGACCGCGCUCAAUUACAAGAGGGAUGCGACGUUGCUGGAGCUGGAGGCAGUUACCAGUGAGCAGUUGGAGGCAGCUGCUGCUGCUGCUGCCGCAGAGUCCGUCUGUGGUCUCUAUGUGAUUGGCGAGCCCGACACAAUAGUCGAGAUAACCAUGAAACACUAUGACGUCAAUUGCGAGUCGGGUGGUCUGAUGGCGUUUGUGGAUGGCUGGGAGCUAAAUGGAGAGUACUUCCCGGCAAUCAAGGAUCAUCAUCGUGUGAUCGAGGAUCGCGUCUCUGAGUUCUGCAACAACAACAAGCAAUGGCCACGUUUUAGCAACAAGAAAUUCUUCCGGUCCAGUCAGAAUGCUGCACUUUUGCAGUACCGCAUACCCACACGUGGUUCCUUUGUGGCCAACGUUCGCUUCCACAAGAUUUCACAACCUUGCAACAUACUUGUCCAGGACACCGCCGCCAUCUAUCAGAUGUCAAACUUUGGCCACGCUCGCAACUGCACACUCUCAGCACUUUUUCCGGCUGCCGUUUCUUUGGGAUCUCUGCGCAUUGGUGGCAAGACUGUUCGUGCUCAGGAGAAGAUCAACUACGACUGUCACCAAUACGAGGAUCGUUUAGAUAUUGGUGGCUCGGCAGGUCUCGACACCACCUCCAUGGAGAUAGCUAGUGCCGUAUGUGGUGCCACCACCGAGCUGGGACCCGAGCAGGCUGUCUUCUGUGGUGUUACCAGCGUGCGCCUAGUGUCCACGGGCCGCUUCCAGAAUCAGGCAGCUAUCAUCAUACGCAAAGCCGAUGAGCACGAUCUGGACAUAGCCACGCUCCUGUGCGCGCUAUAAGCGGCUAAUUAAACACACAAAGAAAGGGAUGCGGCCGGCACAAUGAUUACAAUUUGAUGUUUGUAAAUAUGUAUGUGGGUGGAUAAGUAAGAACGAUGGCACCAGAAAAACGCAACCCCAACCCAUUUUGCUUGGUUAUUAUUGUAGCGCUUUACCCAAUCCAAGCACAAAGUAUUCACAUGCCAAACUAAAUAGCGAAAACCCCAAAAAGUAAAUUCAAUGUAAUU